CGACAGAUUAGUUCGGCUGGAUGAAUAAAUACUGGUUUAGGAAGUAUACCCAGUUCAUAUCCAUCCAGACACGACCGUGCUUUGAUGCAGUAAUUCGAGACGUAAAACAAUACAAGAUGCAGUCAGGUUCCGUAGUUUAUCUUGGGCUGGCAGUGGUGCUCCUUUGCAGCGGCACAUUUACCCAAGCAAGAUAUGCAGGGGAAAGAUCUGCUAUUGCCAGACUCUUGACUAGACUCCUGGACAGUGAGACGAGAGAGCUGCCAAGCCCGUCAAGAGAUGUAGAAGAUUCCUCUCUGUUGCAAAUACUUUCUGAUGUAUCUAAGAAGAACUGGCAAGAAGACUGCAGGAAAUACUGUGCAAUCCCAGAAAAUGCUGAGCCGUUUUAUUCAGAGGGUGCAUGUAGGCAAGCAAAUGACUGUUCAUAGGAACUACACCUUAGACCAGCUACGAUGAAGAGUGAAGAAUAUAUAAAUAAGCGAUAAUACAAAAACAUUCAUAGAACAUUUGACGGUUGUCUGCAGGCCUUGUGUAGCAUAUGGGUUCACAUUAAUGGCAGUGUUUAACUAUACACUAGUAUACACACUUUGAAUACAAUAUUUACAAUGAAAUCGAAAUUGUAUUCCUCUUCUAUUUGAAAUAAUAAAGCAUGAGCAAAUCUUUGA
Owenia fusiformis is the source of this 662-nucleotide messenger RNA. NCBI's taxonomy places the organism in Eukaryota, Metazoa, Annelida, Polychaeta, Sabellida, Oweniidae. The record is from the annotation of a GenBank genome assembly.